AUAGCAGACCCCACAUUAGCUGAAAUGGGGAAAAACCUAAAGGAGGCAAUGAAGAUGCUGGAGGGUGGUCAGAGAAGAAUAGAGGAGGAAAAAGCAAAGAAGCUUUUAUCAGAGGAUAUUCCAGGGCCACUCCAGGGCAGUGGACAAGAUAUGGUGAGCAUCCUGCAGCUGGUCCAGAAUCUGAUGUAUGGAGACGACGAGGAGGAGCCUCAGAGCCCCCGAAUCCAGAAUAUUGGCGAACAAGGUCACAUGGCUUUGUUGGGACAUAGUCUGGGAGCUUAUAUUUCAACUCUGGACAAAGAGAGACUGAGAAAGCUUACAACUAGGAUACUUUCAGACACUACCUUAUGGCUGUGCAGAAUUUUCAGUCACCUGUUAGAUGCAAGGGGCUGCGGCUGGCAUGUGACUAAGGGACUGGUCAGUGGCCACAUUGCUACGGCCAGAGUGCACAUCUCAGGAACUGCAGCAGUCGGGCACACAGACAAGAUUGGGCGUUUGAGAGAGCUCUGUGAGCAGUAUGGCGUGUGGCUUCAUGUGGAGGGUGUGAAUCUGGCAACAUUGGCUCUCGGUUAUGUGUCCUCAUCAGUGCUGCCUGCGACUAAAUGUGACAGCAUGACACUGACCCCCGGCCCGUGGCUGGGUCUGCCCGCGGUUCCUGCAGUGACGCUGUACAAACACAACAACCCGGCCCUGACAUUAGUUGCUGGUCUUACAUCAAAUAAGCCAGCAGACAAGCUGCGUGCCCUGCCUCUGUGGUUGUCUUUACAAUACUUGGGACUCGAUGGCAUUGUGGAGAAGAUAAAGCAUGCCUGUCAACUCAGUCAACGGUUGCAGGAAAGUUUGAAGAAAGUGAACCACAUCAAAGUGUUGGUGGAAGAUGAGCUCAGUUCUCCAGUGGUGGUGUUCAGAUUUUGCCGGGAAUUGCCACACUCCUCAGAUCCAGAGUGUAAAUCGGUCCCAAUGCCCAACAUGGCGCCCUCCACAGUCGGCUGGGAGAGACAUUCCUGUGAUGCUCUGAAUCGCUGGCUGGGAGAACAGGUGAAACAGCUGGUGCCUGCAAGCGGCCUCACAGUCCUGGAUCUGGAGGUUGAGGGCACGUGUGUGCGGUUCAGCCCUCUGAUGACAGCAGCAGUGUUAGGAACAAAAGGAGAGGAUGUGGAUCAGCUUGUAGCCUGCGUCCAAAGCAAACUGCCUGUCCUGACCUGUACGCUGCAGCUGCGAGAAGAAUUCAAGCAGGAAGUAGAAGGGACUGCAGGUCUCCUCUAUGUUGAUGACCCGAACUGGCCUGGAAUAGGGGUUGUCAGGUAUGAACAUGCAAAUGAUGAUAAGAGCAGUUUGAAAUCCGACCCAGAGGGAGAAAAAAUCCACGCUGGACUCCUGAAAAAGUUAAAUGAACUGGAAUCCGACCUUACAUUUAGAAUGGGCCCUGAGUACAAGAGUAUGAAGAGCUGCAUUUACGUUGGCGUGGCCAGCGACGACAUAGAUGUGUCUGAACUGGUGGAGACAAUUGCAGUCACAGCUCGGGAAAUUGAGGAAAACUCAAGGCUUCUGGAAAACAUGACAGAAGUCGUCCGGAAAGGAAUUCAGGAAGCCCAGGUUCAGCUGCAGAAAGCAAAUGAGGAACGACUUCUGGAGGAGGGAGUACUGCGGCAGAUCCCUGUAGUAGGGUCCGUGCUGAAUUGGUUUUCUCCAGUACACGCUUCACAAAAGGGAAGAACAUUUAACUUAACAGCAGGCUCUCUCGAGUCCACAGAACACACGUAUGUCUACAAAGUACAAGGUACAGGAGUGACGCCGCCUCCAACGCCCUCAGGCACUCGCACCAGACAGAGACUGCCAGGUCAGAAGCCUUUUAAGAGGUCCCUGAGAGGUUCAGAUGCCAUGAGUGAGACCAGCUCGGUGAGUCACAUCGAAGACUUGGAAAAGGUGGAAGACAUGUCCAGUGGGCCUGAGCAGAGCACUCUAGAGGCCCACAGCCCUGAGCAACCUCCGGGGGCACCAGCCCCUCAGGCCGGCCAGACUGGAGCCCUCCAGAACAGUGCCCAGCGUCUGGAAGAUGAGUGCCCGCAGGUGCAGGAGCCGGAGAGCUUAAGAUAAAAUCCAGUAUUGGACUGAGACUGUACUGACUGUUUUCAGGGAAGACGUUACACUGAAAGUGAACGGUGCCACAUGUUCAUCCAGUAGAAAGGACCUGUGCUGGCUGGGAUUUUUGCACAAAUAUAUGCCUGAAAGCCAGGCUUCCCAGGAGGGCAAUCAAUUAUUUUAUGUGUACACAGAACAACGUACUAUUGUUUCUGGCCUGCCCAAAGGUAGCAAAACGACUUUCCCACUUUUAUUCCUAAAGAACACUCACAAUUUCAGGUGUUUGCCACUUGGAACACUUGCUCUUGUCUUUCUGAACAUAAGCUUACGUGAUUAGAUUGCACAUGGAGACUUUAUUAGGUCUCUUCCGGGUUCUGUGCUGUGAUUCCACAGAGGCGAGACAGCAGUGACCUUCAUCUGGUGGUCACCACAGGGCUUCAAGAGCCCUCUCCUGCACCCCCACCUGCUGCUUUUCCUGGAGACUUAAGGACUGUGUCCACUUGAGCCGUGGCAGGGCUUCUGUCUGGGGCUGUCCUUUGCCACAAAUCUUUUCUCCCUUUCUACACUCUUUGUAAACAAACUUAAGGACUUGUCUAACUAGGAAUAACUGUUGAGUCUCUUCCUGACCAUA
Molecule: messenger RNA, 2713 nt
Organism: Fukomys damarensis (Damara mole-rat)
Lineage: Eukaryota; Metazoa; Chordata; Mammalia; Rodentia; Bathyergidae
Gene: Pdxdc1
Product: pyridoxal dependent decarboxylase domain containing 1
Exons: 20
Coding region: 25-2097 (690 amino acids)
Cellular component (GO): intracellular membrane-bounded organelle
Source: RefSeq, a predicted model, not a curated record